UUUUCCUGCUGCGUUUUUUGUAUGCUACCGUGACAAUGACGUUCCUCACAAACCUAGCGCUCCUGUUAUUUUUGGCGUGCAUGUCACAGCAGUUUAUAGCGGCAAACUGUCAGAGAGGCCAGGCCAGAAAAGGAAAAACUGAUGGAAAAGAGAAAGAAAGGGUAGGCCUACAGAAGGAAGGUGAACUAAAUACCCCUGUCCCCUCUCCAGACAAGAAGGACAGCAGUCGCAAAUCUCCAAACAGAAGUGUUUUGAAGGGGAAAUUCUCCACAAAAAAUCACACGCACUGCACCUGGGCAGCUACAGGCGACGAAGCUUUCACUCUUGGAAUCAGUUGCAAAAAAGACGGAAAGAGUUUUGAUUGUGAAUAUUCUGCCAAACCGUCCUUGUGCCCGCAGUACGAGUCAAAUGCGAAAAUGUACUGGAAGCAGAUUGCUAGAGCGUUAAGAAAACAAAGGAAAUUGUGUGUUCACACCACUUCAUUGGUUCGAGCAGGUAUGUGCAGAAAAGCUCCGAGCGAUGCACAUUUCAAACUCAACAGUGUAGGUAUGCCUACCCCGCCUUCAGCUCUGCCGCAGCCGUCAGGUUUAAGAGCAUGUCCUGAUAUGGUUGAUAAGAGAAAACUGGCGGAGGACUAUUGCGACCAAUCCUGGUCAAGUUUUUGUACUUUCUUUUUCUCCAUGGUCCAGGAUGAUGAUUGCUGAGAUUAAAUUACUAUUACUAAGACUGUGAACGGAAUUCUUACUCUAUAUUGAAAGUUCAAUGACAGCAUGUCAAUGACAAGACCUGUUGCUGAAUGGAAUCAGUGUUUUGAGAUGUUUUCACCACGCCUCUUUCUGAGAUAUGUCUACUGAAUUGUUUUCAUUGUUGUCUUUAAAGAUACUUACAUAAUAAAUACA
Messenger RNA from Hypomesus transpacificus, 899 nucleotides. RefSeq names its product fibroblast growth factor binding protein 1a (gene fgfbp1a). The record is from RefSeq and is a predicted model, not a curated record. Bases 36 to 704 code for a protein of 222 amino acids. Lineage: Eukaryota; Metazoa; Chordata; Actinopteri; Osmeriformes; Osmeridae. The transcript has a single exon. Gene Ontology annotation, biological process: cell-cell signaling. Gene Ontology annotation, molecular function: growth factor binding.